Molecule: messenger RNA, 1097 nt
Organism: Bursaphelenchus xylophilus (pine wood nematode)
Lineage: Eukaryota; Metazoa; Nematoda; Chromadorea; Rhabditida; Aphelenchoididae
Source: the annotation of a GenBank genome assembly
AUGGGCGGUGUAUAUUUGAGAUACAAGGAUCCGGAAAGGGUCGACAGGAUGUUGAAAAGCGGUGAGUUUGAAACGAAUAACAGGGCUGCACUAUCAGCAAUACAAUACCGAUUUUACCGUCAUUUGUCUGCUAUAGACCCUUUGUUAUCUCACAGUUUGUUAGAUAACAAAACGGGUAAAAAGUUUCACGGUAUUAAGAUUUACAUCGCUCUUUUAGCAUCACCACAUGCCGCCGGUGAACUACGGAGAUACGAACUUGGAGAGAUUACUUCUAAACAAAUGAUCGCAGCUUUUCGUGCACAGCUAGGUUCCCUAAAAUCGGCUGGAGGAGUGUCGGAUGUAAUCGCUGCAAAAGUAAGCAUCGAUAUUUUAUACCUUCCUUGUCAAUUUUACAUGUUCUACCAGCUACAGUGGGGGACCUGAUCCAGUGGCAAAAACGUCCCAUUAUGCAUCCGGGAAGUAUUUAAAAUGUGACAAAAACCCCACACUCUAAGCGAAAAAUGCGACCUUCGAAACGAAUUUUUCUCACUUGGAAAAGGAGGCAUUUUGCCACAUUUUUUGAUGUUUCCCGGACGCAAAAUGGCACGUUUUUUGCCACUGGGUCGGGUCCGUCAUUGUAAAUCCUUUACCAUUUCAACUGUUAAAACAUGAACCUGCUCUUUCAGGACGCAAACAUUAUACAGGCAAUCGAAAAGCUUCGAGAUGGCGGAUAUACGGUUGGCCUUCUUACGAACGUCGGCUACAGCGAUGAGAGCUUCUCCGAAACGGAUGUAAGAGGCAUAGACAAAAGUCAUUUUGAUGUGAUUGUGGAGUCAUGCAAGGUGAAGCUGCGCAAACCCGAUCCUAGAAUUUUUAUGGUAAGUCAUUCUCUUUGUUAUUUCUUGCCGUAAUAUUUCAUUUUUUUAACAAAUCUUCUUUGUUAGCUAACCGCGGAAAAGGUUGGCGCCGCGCCUGAGGAAUGCAUAUUUCUCGACGACCUCUGGGCAAAUUGCAAAUCAGCUGAGGCCUGUGGAAUGACUGCAAUUGAGGUGGUCCGUGGAGACACACAAACCGCAGUGAAGACGUUGGAAGGGCUCUUGGGGAAGCAGUUGUCAUAA